CAAUGUCUCCCCGGCGGGGAGGGGGCUGCCUGGGAGACGCGCUGAGCGGCCCCCCCCGGAGGCUCAUCGGCUGCCCGAGCAGCGCCCAGCUCGCUGCCCCGCAGCCUCCCCCGGUGGCGGCGGCGGCCUGGAGGAGCCGCGCACCCGCCGCCGCCCCCCCCGGAGCCUUGCAGCCGCCGCCGGGCGCCCAGGGAGAGGUCGGCGGACGUCCCCCGGGGAAGAUGAAGGCGGAGGCGGGUGACCACUCCAUGAUCAACCUGUCGGUGCAGCAGGUUCUGAGCCUCUGGGCCCACGGGACGGUGCUGAGGAGCCUCACGGAGAUGUGGUACUGGAUCUUUCUCUGGGCUCUCUUCUCCUCUCUGUUUGUCCAUGGUGCUGCAGGAGUGUUGAUGUUUGUGAUGCUACAGAGGCAUAGGCAGGGAAGAGUAAUCUCUGUCAUUGCUGUCAGCAUCGGAUUUCUGGCUUCUGUAACUGGAGCAAUGAUAACUAGUGCAGCAGUAGCAGGCAUUUAUAGAGUAGCAGGGAAGAACAUGGCCCCUUUGGAAGCUCUGGUAUGGGGAGUUGGACAGACUGUACUGACAUUAAUCAUCUCCUUUUCAAGGAUCCUUGCGACACUUUGAGGCUUUUGUAGAAUGUCUUACUUCACAUAAGGAAACAGAUGUGCAGAUUCUCUGAAAAUGGCAUUGUUAACAAGUGGGGAUGAAAUUGUACCAGACUGUACAAGGUCAAAUAUGACCUUGAGCUGUGCGGAAAGAUUGUCCUCUGGUGUUCAAGUGAUUGCACUACUGCACUGCACCUUACGUGCCUCCGUCCCAGGCAAGGCGCAUUACACUAUGUGAAGCUACAAGAAAAAGCACCUUGUUUAGCUGCCAAUCAGGUUAACAUUGGUGUUGAAUCGUUGUCCUUAACAGUAUUGUGUUAAGUUACAGGGACAUUCUGAGGAAUUGAUAUAUGUGCCAAACUCUUUUUUUAACAUUGAUCAUGUGACAAUUUGCAAGUACAGAUGUUAGAUGAGUGCUGUGAACAUAUUUGACAUGAAUUCAGGUACAGUAGUGAGAUUUAUGUUUUGUAAUGCUAAGUCCUGUAUGAGUGCCGAAUAUCGAAUUAUUUAAUAUGAGAUAAUUUAUUUGACUUUUAAUAUUGACCGUUUAUGGGAUUUAGGGCUUUAAUAUGUUAAGCAUUAUCACUUAAUUUAUGCAGAAAAUUAUACUUAAUGGAAAGCUGGCUGAACUCUGUUAAGGACUCAAAGUAGAUCUGUAGACUCAUCCUUUUCACUCACUCAAAUAACACUUCUUAGCUUCCCUCACAAGUAUUUUAAGAAUUCAAAAACUUUAUGGUCACACACAUUGACUAUAGUUUGUACAUCAUAAAAACAUAAUUUGAAAAUCUCUCAUAAGUUUUCUAGGAAAAGAUGUCUGAAAUGUUAAAUUCUUUGAUUCUUCUAAGAAAGUUUUUGCCCUGAAUCUCUCAGAUAAAAACACCUUUUAAACUAGUGUCUCAGUGGGAUUAUACCACUUUGUUGGAUAUCUUUAUUUUUGACAAAAUAAACAAUAUUUCAUUCUGGAGUAUUAAGUAUAUCUAAAGUAUGGCCUAAAUUAGGCUGGGAAAACAAAAAGUCUCAUGUAGAUAUGUACCAAGUAAGAUAUAGGAAGAGUAGUAAGCUACAUGGGUUUAGGUAUGUGACUACAUAGUUUUGUUAAGUAAAAACUGGGAAAUUUGGUAAGUAAUUUUUAAAUUUGGCAAUUAAACUGAGAUAUCAGUAUACUUAUGAACAUAUAUUUGAGUGAUUUAUUCCAGUUAUUUAGUUCUUGGUUUAUGCUAUUAUGUAAGUUUACUAGAUUUUAUAAUGACAUUUCAUAGAAUUGAAAAAGUAAUAUAAAAAUUUAGGAGGUUUUGGCAGUAAUUGUUUUUAAGAAUGCAGGAAGUAAAGGGAGCUAUGGUUGAAAUUGUCUGCUGAAACACCUGAUAUAAUUAUAUAUAUGGUAACUUAAAGGGAGAGACACUGUAGAGAAUAUAAAAGGGCAAUUCAAAAAAUAAUUUGUAUAUAAAACCUUGUUAUUCUAUAUCUUGGUUUGCUAAAAGUUAAGUUUAUAGUAAGCCCUACUCAAAUUUCAGACUGUUGUUACACCUAUUAUUAUUAUUUUUUUCUCCACUAAAAAGCAAACUAUGGCAACAGCUUACCAGUGAAUCACAGAGAAAAUAUUUACUGGUAUGAAAGUCACCUUGAGGAUUUAGUAAUAUAGUGGCUUGAAAGUUUGCUUAAAAAUAGUAACUAUGCAUCUUUAGAGAACUUGGAAGUAGAUCUUAAAAUAGGCCUUUUUCACUAUGUGCAAGCCCGGUUAUUUUCAUGUUGUUUUUAAUAUUCCUGAUGUUUUUCCAAAUUAAAUGUAUACAUCAUUUUUCCAAGUCAAUUUGGUGAAUACUUCUUUUUGAUUAGAUUUGAAUUACAUUUUCCCUUUAUUUUUUACUAUUUAAUCAAUUCUAAUUGUUCAUGUUCUUUGAGAGUAAUUGCCAUUAACGUAUUGAAACUGAUUUUAGACUUACAAAAUGAAAAAUUAUUUUACCCUGUAGUUAAUUUUAUGAUUUAAAAAAGUUGUCAUGGUAGGGAAAUAGAGAGCACUUGGUUCAGAAUAAGAAACUAACUAGAAAAUAAUUUAUGAAUGUGUGGACCAAAGAGAUUUGAAAUUCUGAUUUCACUCUAGAGUAAAAGUAUAAUCGAAUAGUUAAUAGUUUGCAUAGUGCCCUGCAGUUAUCUCAUUAUCAAAUUAUUUUGCAUUAUGAAAUAUGUGUGUUUGUGUUUGUGCAUAUAUACGUAUUGUAUGUCUUUUUAACACUUGGGGGGAUAUUUGGGUUCCUUGCUGUUUUUAGUUAUUUAUAUUGGGAUUUUGUGCAGCUUUCACUUUUUUGAUAUUUUGAAAUAGCUGAAUAGUGUGAGUUGAUGCUGAGAUUUUUAAAGUCAAUUGGUUUUCCUAUAGAGACAUGAAUUCAAUGAUAUGUAUGUACACAUGUAUAUCAUUAUUCACAUACAAAUAUAUAAAGCUGCUAUAUAUAAAUGCUGUCUAACUGGAAGGCUUUUGUUCGGGGAACACUUUCAUACUUGAGUGAAGGGUUUGAUGUAUUUGUUUGAUUAAUCUUUUAAAUCAUCUUGAGGAUGUUUGAGAUUUUUGAAUUUUGAGAAAUUGUACUUUGGCUUAUAUGCUGGAGACCCUUGUUUAUGAUACGACAAAAGCCUAUGUUGAUGUGUUUUGGUUAUACCUUGAAAUUUCUAAUGUGAAUUGACAUUAAGUUUUUUUUUUUUUUUUGUGAUAAAUGCAGGAAGAGAGGGAGGUAGCUUCUAUAGUUUAUACUGCCUUAUUACAAAAAAAAGUACCUUGGGAAAAUAUAGCCGAUAGUGAAAUCAGUAUCCAAAAGAAGAUAAUUAUUAUUUAACAUAUUGAUGAAAAAUGUUCAUAGAUUAGAGUUAGUCUGGGGCCCUCAUCUAAGCUAAAGAUGCUUAAAACCUUAAAUGAGUAGUGUACAAACUAAUCUGCCCGGUGGGAUUCCACUGAUUGUGCAGAAUAAGAAAAGCCAUCGGCAGUGUUGUUUCAAUGAGUGUGGCUUAUUCUAUCUUUAGAUCUUACCAGUCACUGUUACAGUUUAGGUAAUGUCUUUUUCUGUUAUUUGCAGUGCACAUUUCCAUAGUCCCUCUGUGAGUUGGUUGGUUUGUACAUUUUAUUGAAAAACAAAGAAACUACCCUGAAUCUGAAUAUCAUGCAUUUGUUAUUUAAGGAAUAGGUAAUUUAAAAUCAAAGGAUAUUAUUGAAGUCAUGAAAACAUGUUGCACUAUUGCUAGUGCUGUGUCCCUCCACUUGUUUGCCUUUUUAAAAAAUUUUUAUUAACUUAAGAGAUACUGUUAUUUUAAAUGUACAUCCAUUUUGUAAUUCAAGAUGUAGCACGAAGCUGAAGUACUUUUUGAAAUGUCUUCAGACUAUUACUGCUGUUACACUUUUUUUUUUUUAAGCCUCAGAGUUUUCCACAGAAACUCUUCAAAGAGUCAUUAUUUGUUUUUAAGGUAUGAGAAUUGCAGAAAGUUACUGAAGAAAUUCUAGUAGACCUAGAUUGCAGAGAAUGCUGGCAGUACUUUUUGCAUUGCUGGGUUUUUAAUAAUUAGACAAGAAUCUCAGUAAUUAAAAUUGAUUUAGUAAUCAAAUGGUCUCAAGUAUCUUUAACUUCAGUUAUUUUUAUAAUAUCUUAGGAGGGCACGCUUCAGGAGGAAAAUUACAUUUGAUUGAGGAUGACGAUUUCUUAUUAAAUACUUGGUAAGAUUUUGUAGAGGAGAGUUUAAAGAGGAAAAGUGUUGGAGGGGUAACCUAUAAGGACAAAAGAACACAGUUUGCCCUCUUUAGUUAAAAUUUGAAGCUACCUUUUAUGAACAUCUACUGCAUGUUUACAAAAUACUGUUUACUUAUAUGUGAGACUUAAUUGCUAAGCAUUUUGAAAUUAUAUUAGAAUUUGUAUAUGUGUGAGGCUUGAGAUUUGUUCAGUGUAGCCAGUGCUUUCGAAGAGUUUGCUAAGUUAUCUACAAACGCAUCUGUUUGAGGGAAGUAAUACUUAUUAAAUACAGUAUUUUCAGUGAAUGUGUAAUGCAGCAACUAAUUAAAUUAAGUGAGAAAUGCCCAAAUUUCUAAAUUAACUCAACUAUGGACUAUAAUCUUUUCAUCCUGUGAGUCUAGGGGACUCGUUUGCAUAUUCUUUACAUUUAUUGCACAUAUGUCAAAUUAAAUGUCAACCCUUUAUUUGAAGAGCUUUACACUUUCUUAAAAAUCUCCAUUCCAUGCAGAUGUCAUAUGCUAUAGUUUAAACAUUUGUAUAGUUUGCUGAUAGAAAUGCUGAUGUAGACAAGAAUGUUCUUAACUCCAUAUGGUUACGAUUCUACAUACUUUUACUGGAAAAUAAAUACUGUAGUCAAGUCAGGAGAGCAUGAAGUCAUAGGUAUCUUUAGGUUAUGUACUGCACCCAUGUAUUUCUCUCUUCAAUGGAAAUAUAAAUAUACUC
Molecule: messenger RNA, 5034 nt
Organism: Erinaceus europaeus (western European hedgehog)
Lineage: Eukaryota; Metazoa; Chordata; Mammalia; Eulipotyphla; Erinaceidae
Gene: TMEM170B
Product: transmembrane protein 170B
Exons: 3
Coding region: 3-620 (205 amino acids)
Biological process (GO): negative regulation of canonical Wnt signaling pathway
Cellular component (GO): plasma membrane
Source: RefSeq, a predicted model, not a curated record